AUGGACAAUACUACACAUAAAAUGAAGGCAUCAGCAAGCAAGGCUUUGUCCCAAAAGACGGAGUUUGCUGGAGCUGCUGAUAAGAAGGCCAUGUCAUCUGUCAGAAAAAAUGGCAAAACCUCUAGAACUGUGGCGAAAGUUGACACUGAUUUUUUUGCAAACAUCGAAACUCCGUACGAAGAUGCUCCGGCUACAGAUUCAUCUUCGCAAAAGGUGAACAUUUUCGGUCGGUCGCUUCGGCCAAUCGAGAUGCAGUCGGAUGUUUACAAGCCGAAGCCCUAUGGAAAACCUCCAAAGGAAAUCGAACAGGGGAUGGACGCACGAACCUAUUUCAAGACCAAAUUCAACCCUUUUGAGCUCAUUCCUUUGGGAAAAAAGUCACCUGCUCCGGCAUCGAAAUCGAAUGGCACGGCGGCAAAAACUGUGCCCUCUUCACCAAAGACGGCAAGAAAGUCAACACCCACACCGUCCUCUUUCCGAUACGCUACUACCAAGUCAUCACUAACGUCGUCAGCGUCUAGGCUAACAACUCCUAGUAUGUCCUACCCAGUCAAUAGCCAGACAACAAGAAUAAAAUCCCAGCCAAGACCUCCUGCAAGACCCGCUAGCCCUACAAAAUUUGGAAGUAUAGCCACACCAAUGCCCAAGUCGAAGUGGACGUCGGUAGUACUGGAUUUAGACGGAAGAAGACGACCUCCGGUGACACCGAACUCUGAGAUAUUAAAGCGACGAUCAGGUGUGGCUGUAAAUACGACUUCGAUUAAUUCGAGAAUGCCAAGUCAAAACAACAUGAGAGCGGCAAGUCAAACAAAAACUGGCAUUGUUUCUUCGGCAACACUCUCGCAGAAGGCAACCAUACCUUUAAAGAAGAGUACGGUAUCACGCCCACCAUCCAUGACUGCAUCAUCCAAACGCACAGACACUUCUAUGAAACCAAUAGCCCAACCAUCUGUUUCAAAAAACAAGUCAAUGUUACAAACAACGCUUAAACACCCAGUUGGGAAACGCCCUCCAGCCGCACCAGGACGUUUGUUCGCUCUGUUCAAGGAUUCGCAAGGCGGAGUCGAGUCUUCAAACAAGAAACGUUCUGCCAGCGAUAUCUUAUCGGAUCGCACAUCGGUAACAAGAAUGAAUAAAAGAAUAAAAUCAGACAACGUUCCAACUCGACAGCUAACAAAUUCAAUGCGACGAGAUGCGAGCUCAAUACGAAAGACGCUGCCGGCGAAAAGAGAUAUUCCACGGCCUCGUAGUCAUGUUUAUGAUGAACCGGUAGCCAAUAGAAUUGAAGUUCAAAAGGCUAUCCGUGAACUAUUUCCAAGUAGGAGGAGGACGACAUACGAUGACUAUGAUUCUGAUUCUGAUAUGGAAGCUACUGGAUUAGAUAUUCUUGAUGAGGAAGAACGGAGUGCUAUGAUUGGGAGGAAGGAAGAUUUGCGAGAGGAGAUGCUAGAGAAGCAAAGAUUAAAAGCUAGAGCUAGGAUGGCAGCAAGGAGAUGA
This is a messenger RNA of Paraglomus brasilianum, 1497 nucleotides long. The record is from the annotation of a GenBank genome assembly. NCBI's taxonomy places the organism in Eukaryota, Fungi, Glomeromycota, Glomeromycetes, Paraglomerales, Paraglomeraceae.